GGAAGUGACUGCCAUACAUUUUUACUGUUGUUUGGAUUUCUUCAGAGUCAUCGUCGGUUGUCAGUUUGAGCUCGCCCCGUUCUCGUUCCCCUCGCUCGCGCUGACCGAAUACCCGAAGUCACCAGAAUGCCGUUAGAGAACCUGGAGGAGGAGGGGCUGCCCAAAAACCCCGAUCUGAGGAUCGCGCAGCUUAAGUUUCUGCUCACUCUCGAUGAUCACAGGCAGGAUGCCGAGGUGAAGACCGAGCUCAUGGAGGCGAUUCGAUCAAACAACAUGGCUCCUUACUACGAGACCUUGUGUAAAGAACUAAAGUGGCCCGUGGACACGGACCUGCUAAACAAGAUGAAAAAAGCCAAUGAGGACGAGCUGAAGCGCCUGGACGAGGUCCUGGAGGACGCAGAGAAGAACCUUGGCGAAAGCGAGAUCCGCGACACCAUGAUGGCCAAAGCCGAGUAUCUGAUCCGGAUCGGAGACAAGGAAGGAGCUCUGACCGCAUUUAGGAAAACCUACGACAAAACCGUUGCGCUGGGCCACCGCUUGGACAUUGUCUUCUACCUGCUGAGGAUCGGGCUGUUUUACAUGGACAGCGACCUCAUCACGCGCAACACCGAGAAAGCCAAGAGUCUGAUCGAAGAGGGCGGAGACUGGGACAGGAGGAACCGCCUAAAGGUGUAUCAGGGCCUGUACUGCGUCGCCAUCAGAGACUUCAAGCAGGCUGCCGAGCUUUUCCUCGACACUGUCUCCACCUUUACCUCAUAUGAGCUCAUGGACUACAAGACGUUCGUCACGUACACCGUCUACGUCUGCAUGAUCGCGCUGAAGAGGCCGGACCUGAGGGAGAAGGUUAUUAAAGGUGCGGAGAUUCUGGAGGUGCUGCACAGUCUGCCCGGAGUGCGUCAGUACCUGUUCUCUCUCUACGAGUGCCGUUACUCCAUCUUCUUCCAGUCUCUGGCUCGUGUUAAGCAGGAAAUGAAGAGGGACUGGCUCUUUGCUCCUCACUAUCGUUACUACGUGCGUGAGAUGCGCAUUCUGGCCUACAGCCAGCUCUUGGAGUCAUACCGCUCUCUCACGCUUGGCUAUAUGGCUGAUGCCUUUGGUGUCAGCACAGAGUUUAUUGACCAGGAGCUAUCGAGGUUUAUCGCUGCUGGCCGACUGCACUGCAAGAUCGACAAAGUGAAUGAGAUUGUCGAGACCAACAGGCCUGACAGUAAGAACUGGCAGUAUCAGGAAACCAUAAAGAAGGGUGACCUCCUGCUGAACAGAGUGCAAAAGCUUUCUCGAGUUAUCAACAUGUAGCAGGUUUACGCAAGACGCGUGUUAGUCUUCAGGCAUGUGACGGUGUUCAAAUACAAUUCCGGUGUCUUGAAUUGCCUUUUGUUUUAUGUACAGUAUCUAAUAAAAAAAACCUUUUCAGAGAAA
Messenger RNA from Clarias gariepinus (North African catfish), 1419 nucleotides. It is a transcript of the gene psmd6, whose product is annotated as proteasome 26S subunit, non-ATPase 6. Lineage: Eukaryota; Metazoa; Chordata; Actinopteri; Siluriformes; Clariidae. Gene Ontology annotation, molecular function: protein binding. The transcript is spliced from 8 exons. The coding region runs from base 127 to 1296 and encodes 389 amino acids. The record is from RefSeq and is a predicted model, not a curated record. Gene Ontology annotation, biological process: proteasome-mediated ubiquitin-dependent protein catabolic process. Gene Ontology annotation, cellular component: proteasome regulatory particle.